AUGUCAGAGCGUCAAAAGGUUGCAUUAGUUACUGGUGCCUCAUCAGGUAUCGGUUAUGCCACAGCAAUUGAGUUUGCUAAAAGAGGAUACAAGGUCUUUGCUGGGGCACGAAGAUUGGAACCAAUGCAAAAAUUGAAAGAGGACUAUGGUGUGAUCAUCUUUAAAUUAGAUGUUAGUGAUUUGGAUAGUGUUAAGAAUGCCAAAAAGUUUAUUGAAUCGGAAACUGGAGCUGACUAUUUGGACUUUUUAUACAAUAAUGCUGGUCAAUCGUGUACUUUCCCUGCCACUGAUGUUACUGAUGCGCAGAUGAAACAAUGUUUUGAAGUUAAUGUCUUUGGUGCUAUUAGAACGGUUCGUGAAUUGAUUCCAUUGAUAAUAAACGCUCAAGGUGUCAUUGGUUUUACAGGGUCUGUUAGUGGAAUUAUCCCAUUCCCAUUUUCUUGUAUAUAUUCUGCCUCUAAAGCCGCAAUUCAUCAAUAUGCGGCAACUUUGAGAGUAGAAAUGAAACCAUUUGGUGUUAAAGUCAUCAACAUUGUGACAGGUGGAGUCAAGACAGACAUUGAAGAUAAGAGAGAUUUACCAGAGUCUUCUCUUUACAACGUGCCAGGUAUCAAGGACGCUUUCAAUGAAAGAAGACAGAUGGCUGCUCGAAACAAACCAAUGCCAGCAGAAGUUUACGCCAAAAAGGUCGUAACUGACUUUGAAAGUGCUAAAUUGAACGGUGCUUUGAACAUUUAUCGUGGCACAAUGAGUACCUUUUUGAGUUUCGUAUUAACUUUUAUUCCUAGAUUUAUAGUAGAGGCGGCUUUAGUUUCCAAGUUCAAGUUGAACAGUGUGUUCCAGUACUUACAUGAAAAGUAUCUGAAAGAGAAAGUUAAUUAG
Molecule: messenger RNA, 882 nt
Organism: Candida dubliniensis CD36
Lineage: Eukaryota; Fungi; Ascomycota; Pichiomycetes; Serinales; Debaryomycetaceae
Gene: AYR1
Product: acylglycerone-phosphate reductase
Exons: 1
Coding region: 1-882 (293 amino acids)
Biological process (GO): triglyceride catabolic process; phosphatidic acid biosynthetic process
Cellular component (GO): endoplasmic reticulum; lipid droplet
Molecular function (GO): acylglycerone-phosphate reductase (NADP+) activity; triacylglycerol lipase activity
Source: RefSeq, a predicted model, not a curated record